AUGGGCGGCGGCGGACCCGCGUCGUUCACGCCGAGGACUCCGGAGCAGCGCGCGCGCGUCAGCGGAAUCGUCGACGGCGCCGUCGCGGUGGUGAGCGGGAUCGGCGCCGCGGCCGCGGUGUCGCCGUUUCUCGCGACCGUCGAUCGCGCGGUCGUCGCGGCGGCCGCCGGGAACGGCGGCGUGUUCCGCCACAUCGCGCGCGGCUUCGCGGAGUUCGUCACCAAGCCGAGAGCCGCGUUCACGUCCCCCGCGCUCGGGAUGGUCGUCGGCGUGUACGGCCUCACCUACGCGGCCGCGAACGUCAGCGACGUCGUCGGCGAGCGACGCGCGAACGCGUCGGACGCGUCCAAAGCCGCGGGCAAGUUCGCCGCGACGACGGGCGCGAACAUGGGCGCGGGCGUGAUGAAGGACGCCGCGUUCGCGCGCAUGUUCGGCGCCGCCGCGGGCGCCGCCGCGGGCGCCGCCGCGACCGGCGCGCCGCUGACGGUCCCGGCCGCGUCCUACGCGCUCUUCGCCGUCCGAGAUUCGCUCACCAUCGGAGGCGCCUUCUUCGUCCCCGCCGCGUUGUCCGCGGCGCUCUCCGCGUCGGGGACGAUCGAGAACCCCGCGAGCGCGAGCGCGCUCGCGCAGCUCGCGUCCCCGCCGCUGAUGCAGGUGGUCUGCACGCCCCUGCAUCUGCUCGCGCUGAACCUCGUGAACGCGCCGGGACCGAAGAUCCCGUGGACGAAACGCGCCGCGUGGACGGCGACGGCGGCGCCCGCGGCGUUCGCCGCGCGGUCGCUGCGGAUGCUCCCGGCGUACGGCGUCGGCGGCAUCUUGAACGGGUACUUCGUCCGCAGAGGCCGCGAGCUCGCGCUCGCGGACGCGAUGCGCGAGAUCGAGGCCUCCGAGAGCGAGAGCGAGACCGGCGCCGGGUCGGAGGAAGCGCGGCAAAGGGGGCGGUGGGAGAGCGCGAUCGAGGCGUUCGGCAGCGGCGAACGCUUGGACUCCUGGACGGGCGGCGAGGAGGGCGAGGCUGUCCUGCACACGCUCGCGCGGUACCUGUACGGCGACAACUCCGUGCAUCCGAUCGCGAUGGCGAAGGAGACGUCGCUGCCGGAGAUGACGUUCAGGUGGGAGCGGAUGAUACAGAACACGGUGCAGGCGCAGCUGGCGGACGCCGGCGGCGGGGACACGAUCGGCGGGUGCAUCGUCGCCGGCGGCGACGCCGAGGUUUCCGCGGCGCUGGACGCGCUCAUCUCGCGCGCGAAGGUGGACGCGCGCGAUGGUACGGUGAGCGUGCGCGAGAUCGAGGGGUUGCUGACGCGGGAGAGGGACGAGAGCGGCGAGGGGUGGGCCGCGCGGGCGCUGAAAGGGGACGAGCGCGGCGCGGCGCGGUCGUCGCGCCGCGAAUCGAUUCGCGCGGCGGCGGCGGCGCGGGGGGUGGUGACGCGGACGACGGGCGCGGAGAACGGCGACGAGGACGCGCGCGUGGGGAGGGACGACAUGCGGGCGCUGUUGCGGAAGCGCGUGGGGAUCAAGAGCGCGCGAGACGACGACUGA
This is a messenger RNA of Micromonas pusilla CCMP1545, 1542 nucleotides long. RefSeq lists its product as uncharacterized. The transcript has a single exon. The record is from RefSeq and is a predicted model, not a curated record. Gene Ontology annotation, cellular component: mitochondrion. The coding region runs from base 1 to 1542 and encodes 513 amino acids. NCBI's taxonomy places the organism in Eukaryota, Viridiplantae, Chlorophyta, Mamiellophyceae, Mamiellales, Mamiellaceae.